GUGAACUGUGAAAGCGCGUCUUAAGGAACGCUUCACGUGAAUUUAAGGUUGGAAUUAAAGGUUACUCUAACAACUGGAGGCUUACAGUCGAUGUCCUUUUUCGUGUCAUCCACGCUAUCAUUAUUGAGUGCUCAGGCGAUUGAAAGUAAUAAAGGUCGUGGUAAGCCUUCUGGUUACUAACGAAAUACAGACUUGAAAACUCUAUAUUUGUAAGCAUGUGUGAAGUCCAACCACAACAAACAGAUAUUGCUCUUGUUCUUGCUUGCCAUGAUGGUAAUUUCGACGAAGUCAAAAGGUUGGUUGAAGAAAAAAAUGCAGAUAUAUGCUACCAGGAUUUUAAAACUGGAAUGAGCGUUUUAAUGGUUGCUUCGGGUGCUGGCCAUACGGAUAUUGUAAAAUAUUUACUAUCAGAAGGUGCUCCAUGGAAUGCAGUUGAUCGGAAUUAUUUAUGCGCAGGUGAUUAUGCUGCCAAAAAUGGACAACAGGAAUGUAUUGACGUCUUGAUGAGCCAUGCUGUAAUGUCUGAACUCCUCUUGUCAAUGGCAAUGGGUAAAUCGGAUCCAGAAGUUGUACAAAACGUCGAUUCCAUGAGUUUUACAACUACCGUCAAUACUAGUAUGGAUGGCAAAUCAGAGCUUCUUAAUGCUUCCUACCUUACUAGUCGACUGGAGUACUCUAAUGACGGCAAAUGUCUUAUUGAUACUAAUACACAUUUGGCUGUAAUGAUGGAUUGGGAAACUCCCAUAAUGGAGAAGCAUGCGGCAUGGAUUUGUCAAACAGAUGUUGCUGAUAGACCACCUCCUCGCGUUUUGAAUGUUGGUUUCGGUAUGGGGAUUGUUGACAAUGCUAUACAAAAGUAUUCACCAGAUUCACACGUCAUAAUAGAAGCUCAUCCUGAGGUUUUGCAGAAAAUGAAGUCAGAAGGGUGGUUUUUACGACCUGGCGUUAGAAUCAUAUCGAGUAGAUGGCAAGAUGCAGUUGUUUUACUGACGAAAGAAAUCGAUGAAAAGAAACUACCAAGAUUUGAUGGGAUAUUUUUUGACACAUAUGCUGAGGAUGAUAACGAUUUGAGGGAAUUUCAUACCUGGUUACCCAAACUCCUUUCCCUUCCUAAUCAUCAAGAUCCAGAAGGUACUAAAAGUCUGUGUUUUCCUGGAAGAUACUCCUACUAUAAUGGCUUGUGUCCUGACAAUGUGUUUUUCCAUGGGGUCGCAUGUGAGACUAUGAGGUUGCACCUGAACAGACUUGGAAUUAGUUGUGUAUUCGACCCCAUUGCUGUUGACGUUGCAGACCAAGAAAUAUGGAAGGAUGUUUCUAAAAGAUACUGGUAUUUUGAUACAUAUUUUCUACCGAAGUGUACUUUCGAUCUUAAAGAAUGAAUUUAAUCUUUCUCUCCUAAAUGACUUCUCCAUUAAUAAGGCUGUUUCCGUUAAGACUGUAAAAUACCUCUUGAGUACAGAGGUCUUUUGUUUAUUUAAAUACGUUGCAUUACUGAUUGGGUACACUUGAUUUUCU
Molecule: messenger RNA, 1515 nt
Organism: Heterobilharzia americana
Lineage: Eukaryota; Metazoa; Platyhelminthes; Trematoda; Strigeidida; Schistosomatidae
Source: the annotation of a GenBank genome assembly